Molecule: messenger RNA, 1131 nt
Organism: Drosophila obscura
Lineage: Eukaryota; Metazoa; Arthropoda; Insecta; Diptera; Drosophilidae
Product: protein spitz
Exons: 4
Coding region: 329-1024 (231 amino acids)
Biological process (GO): epidermal growth factor receptor signaling pathway
Molecular function (GO): epidermal growth factor receptor binding; receptor ligand activity
Source: RefSeq, a predicted model, not a curated record
UGCGAGAGCGAGAGCUGCGCAAAAGAGAAAAAACGAAACCCGCAGCAAGCAACGCAUAGAGGAGGAAAAAAGCAGCACCAAAAACAAAACACAAGCCUGCCGCCCAGACAGCCAGUCAGCCAAAAGUCAUCCAAUCCAGUCCGUCCAGUCACAAAAGAACUCUCGAGACAUACACAACACACCACACACACACACACACACACACACAUACACUCUGCAACCCACAUUCAAGACUGGCCAAAACACAAACACACAUUCCAGCCAAGUAAACCAGAAAUGCGUUAGAUAUAAGAGCGAAUCCGAUUCCGAAUCCGAAUCCCCCGUAAAGAUGAGAGCCCCUGGCUUGCUGCUUGCCUAUGCUCUAAUCAGCGCCUGCUGCUUGACGCUUUGUGCCGCCUGCUCCUCGCGUCCCAUGCCCAAGCCCCGUCCGGAGGCGCCGCCCAGCACAGAGGGACCCGGAGGUGAAGCUGGAGCCGUGCCAACACUGCCACCGGAUAAUGUGGCCAUAACGACGCCGCGGCCGAACAUCACCUUUCCCACGUUCAAGUGCCCGCCCACAUAUGCGGCCUGGUACUGCCUGAACGAUGCCACCUGCUUCACCGUGGAGAUCCACAAUGACAUCCUGUACAACUGCGAGUGCGCCCUGGGAUUCAUGGGGCCGCGGUGCGAGUACAAGGAGAUAGACGGCUCCUAUCUGCCCACGCGAAAUCGCGUGAUGCUGGAGAAGGCGAGCAUUGUGAGUGGCGCUACCCUGGCGCUGCUCUUUAUGGCCAUGUGCUGUGUGAUCCUAUACAUGCGGCACGAGAAGCAGCAGAAGCAGAAGCUAAACGACAGCGGCACCGAUGUUGGCGAUGUAGUGGGUGGCGGUGGCGGUGGCUGUCAGAACGAUGGCAUGGACGAGGUGGAUGGCCGCAAGCCGAUGCGAUCAGCCCGACGUCCGUUCGCACCAUGCCGGAUCCUCUCGCUGGAGGAGGCCCACUACCAGGCGCUGGUCUCCAAUCACCGCCCUAGGCACUGCAAUUAAUGCAACAUUUAACAUUUAUUUUUCUGAAUGUCUAAUUAUUAAUUUAACUUGAUUUAACGCCCGCCACACGCGUAAACUAUUAACGUUAAUAAAAGCGAGAACAAAGC